AUGGCGAGUUAUCAGACGUCUGCCUGUGUUACGUUGCUGAGGCCUACUUGUCCCGGUGAGCGAGGAGUGCUUAGUUGCAGUGUUGUGUUUGUGAGCGUUGGCUGUGUCAAUGUGUUUUGCAGUGUGUGUGGUCAUGUAUCAGGUAUUGUAGACGCAGUGCAUCUGCGUAGUGGAUCCAUUCAAGCACAUAGUGCAUCUCGAAGCCGAAGCAUAACACCAGUCGCUUCUGGUAAGAGUAAUGGCCAUGCACGAUCUCCUUCAGGUUCUCCACUGCGUUCAUUGUCUCACCAUUCACUAUCUCAUUCUCCAGUCCGUGAACAUUCGGCUGCAUCACGAUCAUCCGCUGGGCGUGAAGUUUCGACGUCACCCACACGUGCACGCUCAAAAUCACGCGAGGAACGCCGAGUUCGACGAUCACGCUCACCCGAGGAAAGAAAACGGUACCGAUCUCGGAGCCGUGAUUCGAGAUACCGUCGACGAAGUCGUUCGCCAUCGUCACCAGUUCGUCGUCGUUCUCGUUCACGUCGACGUACACGUUCGCGUUCACCAAGACGAAUCAGUCGUUAUUCACCAAUUAGAAGAAGUCGGUAUAAUGAUGGUCGUGACAAUCCUGAGCCUUGUUCGUGUCUUGGCGUUUUUGGCAUGUCACUGAACACUACUGAACGUGAUCUGAAACGAAUUUUCGGCGAAUAUGGCGAGAUUGAGUCAGUUCAGCUUGUAUACGAUCGCUAUAGUGGGCGUUCUCGUGGAUUUGGUUUCGUCUAUUUCGAAACUACGAAAGAAGCAAUAAGAGCGAAGGAUCAUCUGCGCGAUGCAGUAAUUGAUGGGAUGCGUGUUCGCGUUGAUUUUUCUGUCACGAAAGGGGCACCGCGUUAUUAUAGAGGACGCUCACCGCAUCGUUCUCGAAGUCGCAGUGUAGAUAGCUAUCGAAGACGUCGUUCGCGUUCCUAA
Molecule: messenger RNA, 951 nt
Organism: Thelazia callipaeda (thelaziosis nematode)
Lineage: Eukaryota; Metazoa; Nematoda; Chromadorea; Rhabditida; Thelaziidae
Source: the annotation of a GenBank genome assembly